Messenger RNA from Verruconis gallopava, 3020 nucleotides. RefSeq lists its product as uncharacterized. The record is from RefSeq and is a predicted model, not a curated record. The transcript has 3 exons. Bases 186 to 2888 code for a protein of 900 amino acids. Lineage: Eukaryota; Fungi; Ascomycota; Dothideomycetes; Venturiales; Sympoventuriaceae.
CUUAUUCCGCGAGGCUUACAUAUUCUGUCAUCUUUUCGAAUCCUUCGACCUUUUGAGUGUUACUUCGCGUGAGCGGUCUCAAAGUUUGAGGCCUUUGCCAUGAUCCUUUGUUUCAGGGUGGAAAUAGGGCGUUCAAAUUCCUCAAGGAUUUCGACAGAAGUAUAAACUGUCUACUGGUGAAUAUCAUGUCGUCUACACGCCACAAUGUCAAGGACCUUGUGCGGAGGCUUAACGUACUCUCCGAUAUUCCCGAGGAAGGACUCAACGCCAACAGGCUAUCAGCCUUGAGAUCUUCCAGUGGGAAGUCAGAAAAUAAAGAGUCUUUUACGGCAAAGACAUCGGAAGUUUUGGAUGCGUCAAAAGAGCAAGAAUUUAGUGCAGCCAAGGUCUCAAACAAAACCAGCACUUUAGUCAAUUCUCCAGGGGAACGCGGUAUUCUUUUGAUUCCCGAUGAAGUGACUGCGCCGACCAGCUUCGGCCCGAACAAUGAAUACAAGGCGGUUCCAUCUGUCAUCGAAUACUCUACUGCUAAGGGGAGAGCACGAGUUUCUAUCCGAGAGGCUACCCCUGAAGAAGCACGCGAAUGUGCAGGCACUGCAGUCCCGAUCAUCUCAGAGGUUCCAGAUUUUUCAUACUCACCUCACCCCGAUGGCGCCCUACAGGCUAGCGCAGUCCAACUAAUCGCCCCGCCCGCGAACUUCAAGCCGAUCGAUGUGCGUGGUGAGAAGGGAAACCGAGUGUCAACGGCGUCGACAGCAACAUCUAUCCGGACAUCGGCUAGUUCUGCAGUAGAACAGCCGGCCCAGGGGGUGACAAUCACUGAGACAGAGCAAGUGGCCCCUGAUAAUGCCUCCGAGACUGCUACACUCAGCCCACCAGGGCCAGCUCCCACGUUGAUUCCUACGAAGUAUGCAGAAUCAUGCUACUCUGGAAAACCACCCUCCACCGCUGGAACAUGGCCGACGCGGCAACCAAGCAAUUCAUCUAUGCGGUCCCGUCAAUACUACGCGCCUAACAUGAAAAGGUGUAGCACAGCCCAUUCAACGCCCGGGUCCAUGGACACUUCUCAGUCGCGAUUCUCAUGGGAUUUGUCCAAGCUUGAUCGCACCAAGAACUGGUUUACGCGAUGGUUUGUUGAGUGGUGGCUGUUGGAGAUUAUCAGCUGGGGUUUUGGCGCAAUUUGCAUGAUGAUCAUCGUGAUUAUGCUUUCGAAAGUGGACGGAAAGUCAAUACCGAGCUGGGACCUGAGUAUCUCUAUCAACGCCUUUAUCUCUAUAUUCUCGGGCUUUGCGAAGUCAGCACUCCUGCUACCCACUGCUGAGGCACUGGGGCAGUUGAAGUGGACUUGGUUCAGGAAGGAAAGGAAGAUGAUUGAUUUUGAAGUCAUGGAUGCUGCCAGUCGAGGUGCACUUGGUUCGAUGAUUCUGCUCUCCAAGACUAAGGGAAUCACCCUCGCGUCUGUUGGUGCUGCCAUCAUCCUGCUUUCCGUACCCACAGAUCUAUUUUUCCAGCAAAUCAUUAGCUAUCCCACCGUUGCUAUUAUCGACAAAGGUGCUAACGUAACUCUCGAUCGCGCCGUGAUCUACGACCCCAGCGAGGAGCUGAUGUAUGAAGGCGACACCGCAAUCACACCAUGGGAUGGUGCCAUGAAUUCAUUGGUCUAUCCGUACUGGCUUGGCUCUGGGAUUCCCUGGGAUAUCACCGCCAACUGCCCAACGGGUAACUGCACCUUCGACCCAUUUCACACGCUUGCAGUUGAUUUUCAGUGUAAGACCAUGCCAAGUGAUUACUUGGAGUUUGACUGUAAGAACACUUCGGGAGAGUGGCUUUCUACGGCGCAAUACCAAGGACCACGUAAAAAUCCCAAUGUAACUUCCUGCGGGUACUACUUGAACAUGCCGAAUAAUGUACCCCAGCUCAUGUCUGGAUACGAGGUAACGUCAAACGGGUCCGUUGGUGAGAUUCUUGCCACGAGAUUCUUUUCACUUUCGGAUAUUCUCACCCACGAGAUAUUCCUUGGUGGCUCUGUGAAUUUUCCGGAAGUGCAGCGUCCCAUCGUCGACUUUAUCCUUGCGACUACUCCUGGAGAGUUUAUCGGGGCAGUCAACAAUGCGACACCUGUUGUGACUGAGUGUGAGAUACAUUGGGUUGUAAAGAAGCUUCAAGCCACAGUGGUCAGCGGCAACCUUUUCGAGGAGGCGAUCGAAACACUGCAGUUCUCCAGCAACGGAUCUGAUCCCUGGAAUCCUGACAACCCGUUGAACUACAGGGCCAACUAUUCAAUGACACUCCCGGAUCAAUUCUCGGAUACCGGUUAUUCUACGUACGGAUUUAGCAACACGACCGCCAUGAAAGUGUGGGAAAUUUGGGCACAAAUUGCGCCGUCGACAUACACCCGUCCAGCAGCGAACAAUCCAAUCACGACAUCAGACGUACUCAAAAUAUUCUGGAUUUACAAUCCGCCACAUCUCCUCAAAGUCUACACGAGCAGCCUGCCUUGGGAUGCUCCAGCUAACGUCACUGACCAUAUGGCAAAAGCGGUCUCGGUCAUGAAUCAAAUCGUGCGCAGAAACGCAAACUCUCAGAGUCACAGGCACGAUUUUGCAACGGGCACGGCAAUCAAAUACAUUGUUAUUGUAAAGGUUCGAUGGGAGUGGAUUACGCUCCCACUUCUCCUUCUGGUCAUCGCUCUUCUUUUCUUAAUCGCUACCAUCAUACGCAGUUCGAAGAACAAAGACCAGAUUGGAAUCUGGAAGACUUCAGCUUUAGCCAUUCUCUUCAAUGGCCUCGGCGAGGACGUGAGCAAAUUCGUCGGAGAAGGAAGGAAAGAUAUGGGCUAUACUCGAGAGAAGGCAAAUGCUUUGAAGGUUCAACUUGAGGGUGAUUAAGGCAAACUUAUCGUGUUAUACCCCGGAAAUUGGCGUACGGAGCUACUUCACCUGUAGGACAUAUUAAAACAAACUCAGGACCGGACAUCUCCUUGUAUACUAUUAGAAGGGUGCAAUUCCCAAUGAAGCGAC